Messenger RNA from Podarcis lilfordi (Lilford's wall lizard), 19390 nucleotides. The record is from the annotation of a GenBank genome assembly. NCBI's taxonomy places the organism in Eukaryota, Metazoa, Chordata, Lepidosauria, Squamata, Lacertidae.
GAGCGGCCGGGGCAGAGCAGAGCCAGCCGCGGCAUCCCGCAGUAGGAGCUGCGCCCUCGCCAGCCUCGCCAUGCAGCCCCAGCCGGCUCUCAGCGUCAACCGCGGCCCCGCAGGUGAGACGCGGCGGAGAUGAGCUGCUCGGGUCUGCUCUCGGGUGCCUCUGGAAGCUGGGAAGUUCAGCUGCCUGGGUGGGAGGGAGGGAGAUUGGAGACGCGCCCACCUCCGAGGGUCCAAACCGGGGGCUGGGAGCCAGCCUCGACCGGAGGGUUGUGGGGAGAUUUAGGACAGGCAGAAGUAAGGACUUAAACUAUGGAACUCGCUGCCGCAGAAGGCAGCGAGUGCCCCUGUAUUGGGUGGCGUGGCAUUAAAAGAAGAUUGAGCUAAUAUAUGGAGGGGAAGGCUAUCGCUGGCUUCUAUCGAGCUCUCUUUUGCAAGCGAAAGUUUAUUUUCUCCUGCUCUGGAGGGUAGGUCUGGAACCAAUGGCUCCAAGUUACAAUAAAGGAGAUUCCGACUAAACAUACGGGGAAAACUUUUGUCAGUAAGAACUGUUCGACAGUGAAACAGUCUCCCUCGGGAGGUUGUGGACUCUCCUUCCUUGGUGGCCAUCUGUCAUAGGUGCCAUAGCUGAGUUUCCUGCAUUGCAGGGGGUUGGACUAGAUGACCCCUGGGUCUCUUCCAACUCUAUGAUUCUAUAAUUUGUUUAUAUAUUUAUUCCGAAUACCGGUUGCUUAACACCACAGGAGGGGACAGUGCUGCUCUUAUGCUCAGGUCCUGCUUGAGGGUUUCACAGAAGAGGCACAGAAGAGACCAGGAGGCUGGACCAGAUGGGCCCCCUUUGGCCUCAUCCAGCACUGCAGGGCUCUUCUGGUGUUCUUACUCCUCUGCAGUGAGGCUCUCCCAGGGCAGACGUCUGCCCUGUCCAAGGGGUGGAUGGAGGGUGAUGGGGGACAGGAAUCCAGAGCCGACCAUUUUAACCAGCCCUCCCCAGGGAGAAGAGGGGGUCUCCCCAGUGUUUCAUUUGCCACAGUUGGAGCUACUGUCUUGCCUCCGGGCCCCCUGACAUCUCCAAGCACAGACUAGGCUCCUGCCUGAAAUCCUGGAGAGCUCCUGCCAGUCAGUGUUGACAGUGCUGAGCUCAAAUGACUCAGUCGAAGGGGGGCUUUCUGUCUUCCUCCUCCAUCGCUCAGAAGACUUCCUUACAUCCCAGGUGACACCAUUUCUUCCUGAUGGUGUCACAGGAAGAUGGGGUUGUAUCAGGGAUAUAACAGCAAUGCUCCUUGAUUUCCCAUAAAAUUUCCUUCUUCCCUUUCUUUCUGGGGAUUGGAGAGCAGGGAGGAGAGAGGAAGGAAGGUUGUUCCACCUUUUUUUUCUUAUGUAUCUAUUUAAUUUAUAUGCCACCUUUUUCUCCCAGGAGCUCAAUGGGGCAUCCAUGGUUCUCCCCCUCCUCAUUUAAUCCCCGCAACAACCCUGUGAGGUAGGUUAGGCUGAGAGGCAGUGACUGGUCCCCAGUGAAGCUCUCUCACAGGUCCUAGCCCAGCACUAACCACUGUGCCAUGCUGGCUCUCUCUAGGGCUAAAGUGAGAUUCCCAGCUGGGGGGCAGGUCCCCUUGCGUAUGGGGAGUGGCUGGCAGGGGCUGCCCUGAACUGUGUACUAUUAGCAGAGAAGGCUCUGGCCUCUAAGGUAAUCCCUUUGUGGGAAAAGGUCCCCUGGAACCACUGGAAUUCCCAGAGGUGCGUGCAUCUUAAAGAUGGCUUUUCAUCCCAGUCUAUAAAAGGUGUUGAUGGGAAGCAGGUGUUUGCCACUGAGAGAACCCAUUUCAGGAAUCAAAACAAAACAGAUAUUCUCUGGCUGAACAGCCACCCAUAGCUAUAGGGAGAUGCAAGCCUCAGAGUUUCACAAAAUUCUUCAGGCUGUAGCAACUCCUCUAUCUAGGCCUGCCACAUACCCUUUUAUAUACUCUUUGUAAGCUGCUUUGAGGAUUUCCAAGCGGCUUAUAAAUUUUAUGAAAUAAAUAUAUAAAUACUCUUGGCCACCCGUAUUUUGGGAGCAAGAUGGCAACUGGAGGAUCUCCUUGUCUUGUGACAUACACAAUCCUCAACUCACUGAAAACAGGGGGUCUUAGCAUAAAUUGCUAGCUUAAAACACAGUUAUGCGGGGAUUUUUCCUCCGUUCAGAUGGAAGCUGGUUUCAGGGGAAAUGCGUCAGGUUGCAGUAUUUUAUAAGAAACGGCAGGAUUGGUAUGGCAUAUGACUAGUGUUGUGUGUAAACCACUUUCCAAACCCGCAGUAGGUGUACGUGGGAUGCAGAGUAAACAGGUGCAGUGUGGUGCAAUGGUUAGUGUGUCGGACUGGGGACCUGGGAGACCAGGGUUCAAAUCCUCACUCCAUCAUGAAUCUCACUGGGUGAGCUUGGGCCAGUCACUGCCUCUCCAUCUAGCCCACCUCACAGGGUUGUUGUGAGGAUAAAGCACACACCCACACACAAGAGAGGGAGAGAGCCCCGGUUGGUUUCAGCCAGACAUUGGGCAUUCAAUGUGCCACCAGCCCCAUCCUGUGCAAACAAACGCUCCUGGAGAUUCAGCAGAGGUCCUCCUCCCCUUUCACUUUCAGUAAACUCUUGGAAUUUUUUUUUUAUUCAAUGCCACCUGACCUACGCAGUUCUAGGAAAUGUUCUCAAGUAGCCAGUCAUUGUGAUGAUUGUUCCCUAUGGCUUUUAACAGGGGGAGUGGCCUGGCUCUUACUUUAUUUAUUUACCACGAGUAUUUUUAUAGACCUCCCUCUGCUAAAAUUAUCAGGUGGUAUACAGCGAUAUGAAAGUCGGCCAGGCCUGAGUCUUACCAUGGGAAGAGGAAUAUUUGUCUUUAUUUGGUCCCCUCCUCAUCUCAGAGGUUGGUCUUGGUGUAUUGAACACACAGCACAAAUGCAAGGCUGUGGGUUUAAGAACAAAACAGCUCUAGGAGUAGGAAGAAGGGGCCAGCAAAUGUCAGAAGGGGCAUGGGGGGGGGAGACCCCUUUCAGGGAGGCUACAGCAGUGGAGUGCCAGCAUUGGCAAAGGGUUGGCCUAAAUGUCCUCUGAGGUCCCUGCUGACACUGUGUUUGUAUUAUUAAAGGCUCAACGGGUAUCUGUGGCUCACCUGGGGCCUCUGACAGUUUAAACAGGUUUGUGGCUGGUUUUAGAUGUGCAGCAGAGGUUUUCUGAUUAAGCCUGCCAUGAGAACGUCAAAAGAGCCUGCUGGGUCAGGCCAAAGGGGGCCUUCUGGUGCAGCAUCCUCUUCUUCCUGCAGCCAACCAGAAGCUCCUUACGGGGAAAGGCUCGAGCAGGACCUGAGCACAAGAGUCUUCUCCCCCCCCCCCCCCCGUGGUUUCCAACAACUGGUAUUCAGAACUAUUACAGCCUUCUAACCUGUGCGCAGGAUAUUGGCAUCAUGGCCAGUAGCACUGACAGCCCUCUCUUCCUCGAAUUUGCCCAAUCCUCUUUUAAAGCUGCCUAGGUUGGUGGCCAUCACUGCCUCCUGUGGAAGUGAGUUCCACAGCUUAGCUAUGUGCUGCAGGAAGAAGGACUUUCUUUUGUUUGUUCUCUUCUGAGUCUUCCAACGUGUAUCUUCACUGGGUGUGCACAAGUUCUAGUGUGAUGACUGUCUCAACGCUAUGUGCAAUUUUAUAAACCUCUGGUCUGGAUAGCUCAGUUGGUUAGAGCAUGGGGCUGAUAAAGCCAAGGUUGCAGGUUCAAUCCUUGUAUGGGGCAACUACAUAUUCCUGGGCUAGAUGAUCCAACUCUGCAAUUCUGUAAUUCACCUCUGACUCACCUUUUCUAUGAAUGAAAAAGUCCCUAACGCUGCAACCUUCCAUCAUAGGAAGAGUUGCUCCAUCGCCUUGAUCCUUCUGCUUGACCUCUUCUGAACCUUUUCCAACUGUACAAUAUCCUCUACAACAGGGGUGGCCAACUCUCAAGAGACUGAGAUCUAUUUUCAGAAUUAAAAGCUGGCAGUGAUCUACCACCAUUUUGGGGGGGAUUCAGCUCAAAGUUGUUGAGCUUUUUCAGGGGUUAAAAAUAGCUUUUUUGGGGAGGGGAACUUCCAUGGGGGGGGGUUAAAGGCAAGGGACAAAGGGGUAAAGUCACUCACAAAAAGAUUGCUAUGGAUGAAAACAGCAGCACAGAGAAAGCUCCGUCUUCCCUUCUAGAGAUCAAAUAACAAUGGAGGGCAGGGCAGGAGUCAGUUUUAGUGACCCUAAGGAAAGGGAACCAGAGAUCAGCCACAAUCUACCAAAACUUCCCGGGGAUCUACCAGUAGAUUGUGAUUGACCUGUUGGACAUCCCUUCUCUACAACAGUGUUUUUGCACCUGGCUUUCAACCACUUGCAUAAGGGACGCGGGUGGCGCUGUGAGUAAAACCUCAGCGCCUAGGACUUGCCGAUCGCAUGGUCGGCGGUUCGAAUCCCCGCGGCGGGGUGCGCUCCCGUCGUUCAGUCCCAGCGCCUGCCAACCUAGCAGUUCGAAAGAACCCCCGGGUGCAAGUAGAUAAAUAGGGACCGCUUACCAGCGGGAAGGUAAACAGCGUUCCGUGUGCUGCGCUGGUUCGCCAGAUGCAGCUUGUCACGCUGGCCACGUGACCCGGAAGUGUGUGCGGACAGCGCUGGCUCCCGGCCUAUAGAGUGAGAUGAGCGCACAACCCUAGAGUCUGGCAAGACUGGCCCGUACGGUCAGGGGUACCUUUACCUUUACCUUCAACCACUUGCAACCAAGUGAAGAUGCCUGGGCGCCAAGAUAGCACCUGACAUCUCCACCAUCUGGAGAUCAUUGGAUCUGGGUUGUUUUCACACACCAAUACCCAAUCCUGAGGAUUCUAUCAGUUAUAUUUUAUCUGUACAAUGGGAAUGCGUUUCUGGAACCAAAAUGCUUUUUCUGUGCAGCCUGAGCCAGAACAGAUACCAUUAAAGAAAAAGAGGUUGAAAUAGGCCAAUAUAUAUGUGGGCUUUCCCGGUUUCAAGUCACUUUUUUUCUUCUAAGUUGUCAAAGCUCUUAACCUAGCUCAAGGUUGCCAUCUGAACUUGAAAUAUGUUUAACUGAGAAUCACAGUCAGUCCAUCAUCUGAAAAAGAAGACUUUAGAGCCGUCUUGGCCACAAAUGGGAACUAGACGUUCCUUUUUUGCAACUCCAACCUUGGCUUAAGGAGCCACUGGGUGCCUAGCUUAUAUAUCUGAGUUUCUAACACUGCUCUACAAUAUCCAGUGCCUGCAAUAUCCUUGCUUUUUGUUUCCCCCUCCAAAGUGUCGGCCAUUAGCAUGGCGCCUGCCAAGAAGAUCAAGGCCAAGCUCAAGAAGACAUUGCCCGUGACCGGCCCCCAGGCGCCCACCUUGCGGGAGCUGAUGCACUGGUACUGCAUGAACACCAACACCCACGGCUGUCGGCGCAUCGUGGUCUCGCGGGGGCGCCUGCGCCGCUUCCUGUGGAUCCUGCUCACGCUGACCGCUGUGGGACUGAUCCUGUGGUACUGCACUCAGCUUGUCCUCAACUACUACAAAGCCUCUGUCUCUGUCACGGUCCAGUUCCACGCACUCCCCUUCCCAGCCGUCACCAUCUGUAACAUCAACCCCUACAAGUAAGUGAGGCUCAGCAUCCAGGAAAGCUUCCCCCAAGCCUGCCAGUGGACAGGGACAGCGAAGGGUCAGGCUGCUUUCAGCACAGUCCUGCUCAAGAACUUGGAAUGUGGAGUCAGGGAGAUGACUCCUUGGGUGGAAUAAAUAAUGGCAACUUAUAAUAGCAGCAUUUAAUUAUUAUUUGGAGUGCUCAGAGAGCUCCAAUUCACAGUUCCCCGCCCUGGUCUUUAAGAUCCCCUAAAGCAGCCCUGCUGAGUGUGCAGCCCUCACCUGUGGAACUCCCUGCUUAGGGAGGCCUCUCCGGCCUCUUUGGGGAAACGAGUAAAAUCAUCUUUUAGGAGGGAUUCUUCUUUCUCUUGAAAAUGCCCAAAGUAGGAAAUGUUGCCCUGCAAACCUGUGACACAAGGGUGGCGGUUGCAGCUGUAUUUUUGUUAACAAUCUCUUUGGACUUGUUUGAGAAUUGCCAUGGUGGAAUGUCAUGUAUUUUGUGUCUUGUGGUUUGUAAGACACUCUGAGAGUUUUGAAUAAUAAUAAUAUUUCCAUUGCAAUUUGCAUUGCAUAGGAUCAUGCCCUGAGGGACUUGUACAAUAAAAUAGUAACAAAUGUUAAUCACCCCAGAAAUAUUGACAAUAACCCUGCAAAGUAGGCUACUGUUAAAUGUCCAGCUUGUGAACCUGAUCCCUAUGGGGCUUGUGUCAUCUUGCUGCUGGACUAUGGGAGUGGGUGGGGUGAUUCAUCGAAAAGUGGCGUUUUAUGUUCUUGUUUGUUGGGUUGUCACAGUAAGUACAGUCCAUCAAUCCAAUUUAAACAUACCUAUUGAUAUAAGCAGAUCUUAUGCCCAAAUAGAUAUCCAAGCAAGGUGGGUGAUUAUAAGACAUACUGCCUAGUGUCAAAAGUGCAGGAAGAUCUUUGGACUGUUGAGUGAUGAGUGGCAGCUGUUUAUCCUUCCCACUUUGAAGCACAAGUCUGCUUUAAAAUAAUCGUGUGUCAGUCUUGGUCCUUGAGCCCAGUGCUGGGCUGAGUGGAUGCACCCAGAUCCUGGCUAUCUGAUUUUAACAGCCCCCCCCCACCGCUCUCCUUGUAGCAAAAGAUCUUGCCCCCUGUAGCAACAAGAUCCCCUGUCUGUCUCCCGGUAGGUACAGUGCCAUCAAGAAACACCUGGCCGAGCUGGACAAAGAGACAGAGAACGCGCUGAGGUCCUUGUAUGACUUUUCUGGAAGUAAUAUCAGGGAGCGUCGUGAUGCUGGUGAUCCUGAGCCAAGUGAGGACAGAAAAUUCCACAGAUACUUUCCCUUGAGGAAUUUAGACAACCUCACUCACCAGCAGCCUUUUCCAAAUCCCUCCUCUGGUCCCAAACGGCGCAUGGAGGCCAACAUCAUUUCGGGCGGCUCCAGCAUUGUCAGCGUCAAGAACCCUCAGGAUAUUGUGGGAUUCCAACUGGUGAGUCGCCUUGCUCUGUGGCCUAUGGGAGAACCCGUUGCAGCUCUGUUGAGUCGGAUGCCAGCCUUACAUUUGGGGCUGGCGUGCUUGGCACAGGCAGGAGGGAACUCUAGGAGAUGGGGAGCCCCAUGCAGCGCCUUUGGGGCUUCUUCUGAAUCAUUUUCCAUCCCCAUGGCCACAGCCUUCCUCAACCCAGUGCCUUCCAGAGGUUUUGGACUAGAGCUCCCAUCAGUCCCGGCAUGAAGUGGCCAUGUGGUGCUGAGGCUGCUGGGAGAUGUAGUCCAUUUGGAGGGCAGUGGACAGGCUUGUGAGCUCAACAAGUGCCCUUCGCAGGCUCAGACCUGCACCUUGGAUUGUGCCCAGAACUUCACCAUAGGAAAAGGUGCCACUUGCCUCCUGAAAUGUGGCUGGUGGCAGCCUAUAGCCUGGAGUGAGUUGGGGGCUUUCCUGUUGUAGCCCCUGCUCAGCGGAAGCCCCUGCCCGGCAACCUUGGUUGUUCUCCACUUUGGGCAUCUCCAAUUGAGGCAGAAAGCAGGUUAUAAAUCCUACUGCAAACAAAUAUAAAUACUGUAUACACAUUAAUUAGCUCAACAAACAAAUGCGACAAGGUGUCCCUCCUGUCUCACAGUUGAAUAUGUCUUGCCUGCAGAGUUACGAGUCACUUGCAGUUCCAAGGCUGGAUCAGAGAGAUUUUCUUUCUGGGUCCAGGCAUCUGAGGAUUGUGCUCAUGCCUUUUCUCUCUUUCUGAACAAUUAUUGUCAUUUUAUUUGUUGCAUUGAUAUCCCACCCUUUUUGUCCAAAGUGUACGUGGUCCUCCCACUCCUCAUUUAAUGCCCAGAACAAACCUGCGAGGCACGUUAGGCCGAGAGGCAGUGACUGGCCCAUGGUCACACCUAGUGAGCUUCAUGGCUGAGUGUCAGGAUUUGAACCCUGGUCUCCCGGGUCCUAGGCCAACACCUUAACCACUGCACCACGCUAUUCUGUGCUGAGCCACCUACCUACUUCCACACUGCAAGGCAGCGUAUGCAUCUGUGGGGCAGCCCCUCGGCCUGCCUGCUUGCCUGAGCCCCUGCUUUCUCUUCCUUCCAGUGUGACUCCCACAACAAGAGUGACUGUGCCCUUUACACCUUCAGUUCGGGUGUCAACGCCAUCCAAGAGUGGUACAAGCUGCAUUACAUGAACAUCAUGGCCCAAAUCAGUGCUGAAGAGAAAGUGAACAUGAGCUACUCGGCAGAGGAGCUCAUCUUGAGCUGCUUCUUUGACGGCCGUUCCUGCGAUGCCAGGUCAGUCACUGGGAACAGAGCAGGGGGCAGAGCAUGCUCCAGCAGCAGAGGUGGAACAUAUCUAAUGCAAAUUAAAAGUGCUUUAGAUAUGGGAAGUUUAAUAGGGGCUUUUCUCUAGCAUCCUUGGGGAGGCCAGACAGAAGUGAGAUACGCACCAAAUUGGCCUUGUGCAGUUGGACAGGUGUUGAAUGCAGAGCUCUCUGGCCUCACGUGUGUCUUUUUAAGGACCACCUCUCAAGCCUUCACGGUUUGUGAAGGUCGGUGGCUGGAGCAGGUUUUAGCUGAGUUCUUUUGCUGGUGAACCUCUGAGUACAGAAGCCACGAGGGCAGUGCCCUUUCUGCAGCAGUGUCCAAAAUGUGGUCUCACCCAUGAGCUUAGGACUGCAGAUAUGGAUGUUUCUGCAUGGCAACCCACCUGGUCUGCCUUGUGGUUUCCAGGUGGCAGCUUUACAGCCCACCCUCUGGGAUCUGCCUCCCCAAAGCAUCUGUUUCCCCAUCAAUCCGUGGGGAGAACAGGGCUGUUCAGGUUCGCAACUGGGUAGUGGUGAGUCAUGCCAAAGAUCUUGCCAUUGCAAGCGGAAGCCUAGUCGUCACUCGGCUCAACCCACCAUUCCUGCUUAGCCACUUGUUGCAUUAACCCAUCCUUCCCCAAUCUGGUGCUCGCCAGAUGUUCUCAGUGGGAACCAUAUACCCUUAAGAUGUUGUUGUUGUUGUUACUCAUUAAACUUAUUAGUUUCUCUUUUUUUAACAGAAUAACUCAAAGUGACUUAGAACAGCAAGAGAAAUAAAUAACACAUACCAGUACAUUAUGUCAGGGAUUCCUUUGUUGUGAUUCCUCCAUUGCAGAGGUUUGGACUAGAUGUCCCUUGGGAGAUCCUUCCAGCUCUACGAUUAUAUGAUUCUAAUAUCAGCAUAAAACGAAAACCUAAACCUCAUUCAUAUUUUUAAAAGGCGGGACUGAAACAUCCCACCCACCAAAGGAGGCCACAGAUAAUGAAAACCCAAAGGUCUAGCAAAAUAUAAAUGUUUUUUGCCUGGCCCCAGGGUUAAUUCUUGAUGGUGCCAGGCAUUCUUCCCUGUGGAGCCAUCACUGAGAGGGGCUGUUCUUGUGUCGACACCCUCCACACCUCCCCCAGAAAGAUCCCUCUUUGCUGAUUCCCACUCCCCAUGACAUUUUUUAAGAGUUGGGCAUCACCCAAAUAAUUUCAAAACUAACUCUUUGUCCUUGUCUGUUGGGAAGCUGAACAAAAGUCCCUGCAGAAACAGUUUCUUUCUAAUGCAGUUCAUGUUAAUUGGGCAAUUUAAGCUCUUUUGUUGAGUUUAUCUACAGUAGGUGGGGCAAAGUGCUUUUAAAAAAUAAAUAUGUCUUUGGUCGGCGCCAGGAACUUCACAACAUUCCACCAUCCGAUGCACGGGAACUGCUAUACCUUCAACAGUGGGCAGAACGGAAGCAUCCUGAACACAACCACCGGAGGCAGUGAAUACGGUAAGGGAGCCCUCCAGACAGUUUGCCUGCUUGAUCUCACUUGUGAGUGGGUGUGGGUGGGCCUAGAUUCUUGUCCUGAGCUCUGUAGCCACUAUCCAGAGUUCUAAGAGAACAUGUCCACUCGAUCACUUCAACUAGCAGAACUGAUCCUGUUACAGAUGCCACCUAACACCCACUCCACGUUUGCAAGAAAUCAGCCUUUCCUUGUGGCAGCACCUACACUCUGGAAACUCCCUGCCUAUUGAUAUCAGCCAGCCUUCACUGUACUCUCGUUGGCACCUGCUAAAACCAGUUUUGUUUAGGCAAGCCUACCCAGACAUGUAGAAUGUGGAUGUAUGUUUUAAUCUGUUUUAGUUUAUUGCUGUUUUCCUCUUUCAAAUGUUGUCAAGAGUUGCUUUUAGUGAUAACUUUGUUGUUUUUUCUUCUUUGCAAACUGCUUUGAGGAGUGUGUGUGUGUGUGUGUGUGUGUGUGUUUUACAACCAAGCAGUGGAUAAAUUUUAUGGGGGGAAAACCUAACUAGCUAACUAAGAGAAGCCUACAAAGUCCCAGCUGCAUCCAACCGCUGCUCCUCCCGCCCUGCCCCCUUCCUCCCCUCCAUGGAUAGUCUUACCUGACCUGCAUCUUGCAUGCAAGCCUUUUUUCCACUAUUAAGAUUUGACAUUUGAAAUAUUACUUGUCUGGGUAGCUGGUCCCUAGUGGCCUGGUGUGAAUCUGUAUGUGUACCCCUACAUUCCCCCCGAAAAAAGCACUGCUCUUGAGGGGCUUAAGUUCACAAUUUUUAAGCAAAUACACAUUAGAGGAUUUCCUGUACCAGUCGCUGCCACUUUAGCUGAGACCUUCUUGCUUGUAAAGGACCUCCUUUCCCCUGGUAAAUCUGCCCAGACCUGGACAUCAACACCUGCCACCUCCGAGGGCGUUUCGGAGGGUGCUGAUGAGAGAACAGGGCCUUCUCUGCUGUAGUUCCCUGUCUAUGGAAUGCUCCUUCAGGGAGGCUCGCCUGGGGCCAAACCUGCUAUCAUUGGUUCCAAAUGUGCUUUAUUUUUGCCAGGCAUUGGAGCAGCAUCACUGAUACGAUUCUACUGUUAGAUCUGUUUUUAUUAACAUUUGCGUGAUUUUUUUUUUUUUAAUCGUUUAAAGAUUUCGAUUAUGAAUUGCUUCAGGUCUUUUGUAGUGGAAAGCAACAUAGAAAUCUAAUAUACCCAGGUUUGCGGCUGACCACUGUUUUUUACUGCCAAGUAAUUGCCUGGCUUUGCCCAAACUCAGCAGACUGAUCUGUCUGCCUGCAUUACAUUUUUGGUUUUUACAUUUUGAUUUUUACAUUUUGGUAUGGCUAAAUUUUUCGCUGCAAUUUUUUUUAAAAAGAUGCAUUAGUUUAUUUUGUUAGCUGCUUCAGGUGCUGCGCAGAGAAACAAAGGAGAGAACGGGAGACACAAUAGUUUAGCUGGCAAGUCUCAUCCCGUGUGCCCUGACUUUUUUUGGCCCCUGUCCCCACAGCACCUUCUCCUCCUCUUCCUCCGGAGCCUCUCUUGGUCCCGUACCUUCCACUAGACUGGCCUAAUCCUGCGCUCCUUCCUUUACACAGGGCUGCAGGUGAUCCUGUAUAUAAACGAAGCAGAGUACAAUCCUUUCUUGGUGACGUCUACGGGAGCCAAGAUAGUGAUUCACGGCCAGGAUGAAUAUCCCUUCAUCGAAGACGUCGGCACUGAGAUAGAGACAGCCACAGCCACCUCCAUCGGGAUGCACUUUGUGAGUGGUGGUGCUGGAGCAGAUGGGCAGCAGUCACCCUGGGCAGAUUCUGCUCUCGUGUGCACAGGAAACCACCCUCCCAGCAUACGGCUGUCCAGUGCUCAGAGCUUUCCAAACUUUUCAUGUUGGUGACAUGCUUUUUAGACAUGCAUCAUUUUGCGACACAGUAGUGCAGUUUUACUAGCAAACCGGGAGGUUAAGCUAACCCCUUAUAAGUGAUACGGACACAUACAUAAAUUGUAAUACAGUGGUACCUCAGGUUAAGAACUUAAUUCGUUCUGGAGGUCCAUUCUUAAUCUAAAACCAUUCUUAACCUGAGGCACAAUUUUAGCUAAUGGGGCCUCCCACCGCCGCGGCGCAAUUUCUGUUCUCAUCCUGAAGCAAAGUUCUUAACCUGAAGCACUAUUUCUGGGUUAGCGGAGUCUGUAACCUGAAGCGUCUGUAACCUGAAGUGUCUGUAACCCGAGAUACCACUGUAGUGUGACACAUUUACACACUGAGCUGACAUACUAACGUGUCGCAACACACACUUUGGAAAGCUCUGCCCUGGCUGGAGGUCGUUUUGGAGGAGACUUUCUUUGCCAUGUUCUUUGUCUUGUGUGGCUGUGACUAAGGGUCAGGGCUGCAUUAAAAGGAAAAAAAGAUCUGAACUUGCAUGGCCGAUGAUGGGGGCUGGAGUCCAGCAAUACCUGGAGUACCACAGAUGUUCACUCCACCCCCAAAAGUGAAACUAUGAAGUGUCUACCCAAUGAAAGAUUAGAUAUACAUAAGACAUUGUCAGGUCUUAUGAGGGAGUUCAUCUAUACUUCAGGGGUACAACAUCUGCUUCAAUCCCGGCCAUUGCCAAGUAUUUUUUUUAUUUAUUACAGAUCUUUCAGGAUGUAAAUCCUGCCAAACCUCCUUUGGGAUGCCAGGCCUGGCUUCAGCCUCUUGGGAUAGUAAAUCCUGAUAGCACACAAUAGAGUGCAUCUGAGCAUGUGCAAAGUGCCUUUCCAGCACCCACACAUCUGGGAUUAAAGGAAGAAGCACAAGCUCAACCCAGGAUGCCUCUUCCCUGCCCCACACGCCCCUCUCCCAUCACACACCCCACCUUGGCAGGCUCAUACCAACAGAGUUCUUCCUUUCUAUCCCACAGACAAAGUCCAAAAGACUCGGCUAUCCAUACAGCAACUGCAAAGAGGACGGGUCUGACGUCAAUGUGAAGAAGCUAUACAAGAACAAAACCUACUCUUUGCAGGUGAGGCAUGUGCGGUGGCCGGGGUGUGGGACUGUGAGAAGUGAUCCCAUGCUCUUGCACCCCCCCCCCAAGGGAUACGGGAGGGGGUUAAAUUGCACCCAGGCAGCCUGGAGCCCCAGGACCUCUCUGCCUCAUGGUUUUGUGCAGCCUGCACCAGCAACCGCAAUGGUUCGGGCUGAUGGAAAUUGUAGUCCAAAAUGACCAUGCUGGCUGGGGGCUCAUGGGAGUUGUAGUCCACAACAUCUGGAGGGCACUGACAGACACCCUGCUUGAUUUCUCCCCCUCGCAGACCUGCCUCCAUUCCUGCUUCCAGAAUGAGAUGGUGAAAAAGUGCGGCUGUGCCCAGUACGCCCAGCCCCUGCCCGAUAAUGCCGAGUUCUGCAACUACAAGAAAUAUCCAGACUGGAGUAAGUCUUCCCAUCACUCCACCUGCCCGCUCUCCUCAGGAGCUGGGUCAAAGGGCCCCCUUCCCCCAGAGGGGGCUUAAGUUUCUCUGAGACGUCUCUUUCCAGGAAUGCAUCCCACUCUGCCUUGAGUCCAAUGUGAGCUCUUUGUUGCCAUCCAUGAUUUCAGGAGAAAACGCCCUUCCUUGGGAAGCCAUAGCUCUGGGCCUAAACCAGACUUUAGGCAAGAAGACGCUCCUGCUUCCCUCUCGCUUUCCACACACAUCUGCUUACAUGGCCUGCUGCCAAGCUGCCCUUCAUCAUCCAUUGUCAUCAUCAUGUUAUUUGUAUAGAAUCAUAGAAUUGGAAGAGUUGGAAGGGGCCCCAAGGGCCACCCAGUGUCAUGCAGCGCAGGAAUCAUAGUUGAAGGAUCCCUGACAGAUGCCCAUCCAACCUCUGCUUUCAAAACUCCAGUGAAGGAGAGCCCACCACCUUCCGAUGCAGUGGUGAACUUUGGGCUUUCAAAUUUCAGUGGCAAUGCCAAAAUUCAGUGCCCGCCCCCCCGCCUCUCUGCCAUUGUUGCAGUGUCCUCUCAGCUCAGCACCCAGUGCAGGUGAACCAGUCACGCUCCCCUAAAUCCGCCUCUGUCCAAAGGCGCUAAGAGCUGUCCCCUGUCGAAUAGCUCUUAGCGCCAGAAGGUUCUUCCUGGUGUUUAGCUGGAAUCCCCUUCUUUAGUUGAAAUCUCCUUUGUUAUGCCACCCUUCCAUGAAACGAAUCGUGCCCAAAGCAGCUCUUCAAGCGGGAAUUGCAUCUCAGAAAUCAGCCAUCGCAGGAACAAUUUCACAACAGCAUCCUGAAACAACAACGUAACAGCAAAUAUAGCAACAUACAAGAAAAACAUUCACACCCAUAUUUUGGAGCUAUAAAUAAAGCCAGAUUGCAUUAACAAGAUGACUCCGUUCUAGCCAUACCAAAAAUAGCAAGGAGGUUGGACCCGUUUCUCUUGGGUCCCAGGAACACCCCCUCUCCUUGAUGUUGCUCACAGUCCCCUUCCUGCAGCAGCUUCUCAGGAGGUUUCCAAAGGCAGGAGCCCCUUGCUCAUUCACAGCAGAAGGCAGGAGUGAAGGCCAUGCUCUUGCCUUCUCCUUGCCCAAGAUGCUUCCUCAACAAAGUGGGAGCUUGCCUUUGUCCUGAGACCUUUUUCCCCAGCCACGCUGGGAUUUUGCAGGAUUGGUGGAGGCUGCUGGGCUGCUCCUAACAGCCUCCCUUCUCUCUCUCUCCUCUUCCUCCAGUGUAUUGCUACUACAAACAGCAUGAAAAGUUUGUGAAGGAGCAGCUGGAUUGCCAGGGGAGCUGCACAGAGGCCUGCAGGUAAGUUGUCCCCCCCACCAUCCCUCUACCACCACCCCACAACUAGAAUGCUCCAGGCUCCAGUUACACCAAUGGCAACUUCCUGCAUCCUUGACUUGGGUGGGUUUCCAAAGGGUGACAGGGCCGGGUCUUCUGCCAUUGGGGUCUCCGGAGAAGCCAUCAGGGUGCUGAGUCCUUCCCUCCCUGCUUGCUCAAUGCCUGCCUUGCCUCCCCAGCUUGAAAGAGUGGACCCUCACCACCAGCCUUGCCCAGUGGCCUUCUUCAGCCUCCCAGGUGAGUGUCUCCCCCCCACAAGUCCUGUUUGCCUUGACCUCCCUUUGCCUAGGAUGUGAUGCUCUUUCUGCACAAAAGAGGGCUGCCCCCUUUCCUCCUUCCUGUUCAUUUUAUCCCUUGAAAACUUGGCUAUAACAUACCUGUCGACUGUCCCGGAAAAAGUGGGACACCCCGUUUUCUCUCUCAGAAAAAGACAGUGACCAAAAUGGCUGCCGCGAUCUCACAUGAUUUUGGGCUGCACUUUUUCAGGCAUGGUGCUCGAAAGUAAAUACUUUUGGUCACUGUUUCAAAAACAAAAACAGAAAAACCACUUUUGGGGGGGCAUGAACAAUGCAGGUCAAGUGAUUUGUGUGAGAGUGCGGCCUUGGAAGAUGGUGUCUUGUUUUUUGGCCUGUUUGUAUUGUAAGGAAUGCUAUAAAGUUUUAUAACAAUAGAUUGAUCCAGGGGUUUGCAAUAGGUAACACCUCCUCAGCUUAAUUGCUGAUGACAUUGCCAUCAUGCUUCAAGAUACAAAGAGUUGCCCUUCCACAAGUAUGUUGAGAAAACUGGGAUAAGUAACAUCUAAUUGGUUUUUUUUGAAAAAUUCUUGAUGUAAUAUAGUGCAUUUUAUCCUAGGUACUCCUUGUUUCAGUCAUAGGUUUCAGUCAUAGGUUUGUGUUUCUGUAUAUCUUGCAAGUCAGGUGUGCCCCACCCCUUGUUCUCUCGUUUCUUUUGACGGGACUUUUCACUUACCUUUCCGCAUCUCAUCGCAAGUAUCUGGAUAACGAGCUUUAUAAUUUCUUCUUGUGAAUGUAACAUCCCAUGCCCGCCUGGGUUUGGUUUGGUUUUUACAUAUGUGUUUGUCUUGUGAAGUUCUAUUCAAUAAAAAAUACUUUUUUAAAAAAAAGAUCCAGAAGUUCUACUUCUGGAGGGAAUUAAUACUAUAAAUUAUUUUGGGGUGGUGUCUUGUCUCCAAAUUAUUAUUAUUAUUAUUACUAAUUAUUAUUAUUAUCCUAUCAGACUGGGUGGCCCAAGCCAAUCUGGAUUCCUCCCAAUACAAUAUUAAAAAAUUAUAAGAUUAAAAACUUCCCUAUAUAAGGUUGCUUUCAGAUGUCUUCUAAAAGUCAAAUAGUUGUUUAUUUCCGUGACCUCUGAUGGGUGGGCAUAUAAUAAUAAUAAUAAUAAUAAUAAUUUUAUUAUUUAUAUAAACUGUGACAAAUCCUUUUUCUGGAAUGUGAACACCCCAAGACCCAAUUAACUAUUAGAUUGUCCCCUGGAAUUAAGACUUGUUCCACCUCCUUGCAGUAUUCUAAAGAAUCUGAACAAAUUGUUUCAUUUUUAUUUUUUUUAAAGAAUGUGCCCUUUCCAUAUGUUCACCUGUACAGGCACAAGAUCAGAUGCAAAGUCCUCUCUUAUGUGUAAAUCCUGCCCUACCCAGGGAGCUCCUAAACUCCAUGGGAGGACCAGGCUAAGGGACGGAGGCAGGGAAUUGGUUUGCAAGGAAAGAGCUGUGAGUGAAGCAGUGGAGGGCAAAAGUCAGACCCAGGGCCAGCUGUCAGCUAAGCUGGGCCCCAGCCUGUGGGGCUUCGAAGGGCCCCAUCCACCCAUGAUUUUUAGUGCCUGGCACUUUUGAAUAGGAGUCCAGGAGAUGGUUACCUCCAUCAAAGGGGCAGCGGUGGUGGCUGCCACAUGCAAGGCUGGGCCCUACCCUAGGCACUGGGGCUGGUCCUUGUCAGCACAAUUUUGAGGGGGCCCCAAAGCCCUGAGGAGAGGGGGGUGGCAAAUGGGAAGGACAAGAUCACAGAGGAGACCACACAAUUGUCCUGCUUGUGUGUUUCUUCCCUUUGGGGCAUCGGGCAAGCCACUGGGAGAACAGGAAGCUGGACUGAACUUCAGGAAGAAGUUUCUGAGGGUCAGAGCUGUUUGACCGUGGAACUGAUUCCCUCGGAAGAUGGUGGACUCUCUUUCAUUGGAAAGGGUGGAUGGAUUAUCUGCCAGGGAUUCUUCAGCUGUGAUUCCUACACUGCAGAGGGUUGAACUAGAUAGACCUUUGAGUACCUUCUAACUCGAUGAUUUUGUGACUGGAUCCUUACCCAGCGGCACGGCUUUUCUGAUGUUUGAGCAUGUUCAAUUAAUUCUGGCUCUCUUCUUUUAAAGGACUGGAUGCUGAAACUUCUGUCAUGGGAUAAAUGGAACAACCGCGGUGAGACCUUUAAAAAGUAAGUCCCCCCCCCCCACACACACACAUCCCAUAAGAAGCCAGGGCUGCCCGUCCUAGGUGAGACACUGUUGCUUCCCAACCAGCCCUGCCUCAUCCAGCUCCACUUCUCCUUCUCUCCCCCCUCCCCACAAUUUAUUUUCUCAGGGAAGACCUGGCAAACCUUGUGGUGUUCUACAAAGACUUGAACGAGAGGGAAAUCAAGGAGAAUCCAGCAAAUGAUGUGAGUGUUGCCUUUGGCCAACUUCUGAGUAGCCCCUUCUGGGAGGACACUUGCCAAGAGGGGCUUCUCCACUCAGGCUCAGGAAGGAGCUAAAACUGGCACUGUUAAGGGGAAUCAUCUCCCCAUGGGCUCCAGCCUGGCUGUGUUGGUGGAGGGAGGCAGGAAGAGGGAUCCAUUUCCACCACACCUGCAGAUUUUGCCCUAGUGUGGUGGAGAGAAGAGCCACAGCUCCAUGGUUGUAGAGCACCCUCUUUGGAAGCAGAAGGCUCCAGGUUCAAUCCCUGGCAAUGUUUCCAGGUAGGAAGACACAUUGUGAAGCCCUAGAGAGCCACUGCCAGUCAGUGCUGAACAAGACAAGCCACUUAUCUGGCUUAGUAGAAGGCAGCAUCCAACAAUGGCCAUCAUUCAGGGGCCAUUUGCUUUGCACGAAGAAGGUCCCAUGUUCAGUCCCAAGUGUUUUCUGGUAGGGUUGGGUGGGGCAAGGAGACAGUGGAAUAGAGAGAGUGUCCUUUCAGUGGCCAGGGGAGCCUUCAGUGGUCCAUGGAGCACCCUGGGAUUAUCAGAGGCUGGGGUUUCCAUACAGGGAAACGCUUCUCCGUGUAGAAAUUAAACCCUGCCAGGAAACCCCCCCCCAGGGGAAAACUGGUGACGAAGUGCUCCCUCUGUCCCUUUCCAGCCCGUCAUUCUUGUCUCCAACAUUGGGGGCCAGCUGGGCCUCUGGAUGAGCUGCUCCAUGGUCUGUGUCAUCGAGAUUGUGGAGGUCUUCUUCCUCGACACCAUUUGCAUCAUCCUGCGCCGCCACUGGCAGAAGGCCAAGAAGUGGUGGCGGGGCAAGAACAGGGAGCAGGAGGAGGAGGAGGAAGAAGAGGCAGAGGCAGAAUCAACCGCCCCAAAUGGCCUGCAGGGCCACGACAACCCAGCCUGCACUGCAGACGACGAUGACCUGCCCACCUUCAACACAGCCAUGCGCCUGCCCCUCUCGCUGGAGCACCCACCCCCCAGGACCCCCCCGCCCAACUACAGCACCCUGAGGCUGGCCAGCACCUUUCCAGAGCAGCUGGAUGACACCCUGGAGGUUCGGACAACCCAGUGAUGCCCUUGACCCCAGCAGGAAAGGCCGCUCCUUGGACUCGGCGGCUGGACUUACCCUCUGGCGGGACGGGGGACAGAAGCCGCUGCCCCAAACAGAACUGCACCUGCUCUGUGCUCUGCCAUUCUGCUAGCCAGACACUUGAUGCCGUUUCUGUAUUAAUUCCCCCUCUGCCCCUCGCUGGGGGUGAGCCAGGCUUUUUGCCGGGGCGGCUGCUGUCGCGAUGCUCGGGUGUCCGAGGGCAGUUCCUGUCUGGAGGUGGGAGCUUAGUCCAUGACCCCGGACCCCCCAGACAACAGCUGCUCACUCUGUGGCAGAGAGCUGUGACUUCUUAGGGAAAGGACAAGUCCAGCUGCACCUUGACCCUCAGGCACAGAAGAUGGUUGUGGGUUCAGUAAGAUCCAGGUUCCCUUUUGCUGUAGCUGAAAGCAGCUCCCUGGUUUCAGCUGGCCUGGAAGGGAGCUAAGUGCUGCCUUCAAGAUUUUGCCUUUGUCCCAAAGCUGUAAAGGUUGGUUCUGAGAGCACACUCACAGAAGGAGCAGCCUUGGCUCUCAAGGGGUGCCUUUUAAUCCUGCUUCUGAAAAGACCUGCACCUCCAUGCCCAGCUACACCCACACAUGCACCCCCAGCCCUGCCAGGUGCACUUAUCGGGGUACAUUUUGCCGCCACCUCCUCCCUUGCAAGGUCCAUCCGCUGGAGGAGCUGAUAAUACUGGGGGGCAGGACACCCCUCAGUGCAAGCAGUUGGGAAUCACAUGUGGGGAGAGGGCUGCUGCUAUUGUUGUGCUCAGGUCCUGCUUGAGGGCUCCCCAUAGAGGCAUCUGCCUGGCCACCGUGAGAAAAGGGGGCUGGACUCCCGACAGGCCCCCUUUCACCUGAUCCAGGGCCCUUUGGAUGCAGGGGCUGUGGCGGAGGUGGCAAGCAGGAAGGCGUGAAAAAAAAGACUUGGCUCAUGUGCAAUAUAUGGUGAUGGUGUUUUUAAGCUUAAUAAUUUAACAACCAAGACCAACCCCUGGGAACUGUGGAAGGGGAGAAAUGCCUUUAAUAAAAUAUUUGUAAGGAA